GACGGAGGGAGGGAGGAGGCCACCGCGCCGGUGGAGCCGCAGCGGGGGGCGAGGGACGGGGCGCGGGCAGCGGCACCAUGGCCCAGUCCGUGUGGGGCUACGACAGCCACAACGGACCCGAGCACUGGCAUGAAAACUACCCCAUGGCCAAGGGAGACAAGCAGUCGCCCAUUGAGAUCAACAGCAAAGAUGUGCGGCACGACAAUUCUCUCGGCCCUUGGCACGCCAGUUACGAUCCCGGGGCAGCGAAAACCAUCCUGAACAACGGGCGCACCUGCCGAGUCGUCUUCGACGACAUGUUCGAUCGAUCAGUGCUGAGAGGUGGGCCGCUCACGGGAGCCUACAGGCUGCGUCAGCUUCACUUGCAUUGGGGUUCCUCUGAUGACCACGGCUCUGAGCAUGUUAUAGAUGGAGUGAAAUAUGCAGCAGAGUUACAUAUGGUGCACUGGAAUCCAAAACAUGGUAAUUUUGCUGGAGCUUUGAAACAACCUGAUGGUGUGGCUGUUGUGGGCAUUUUUCUGAAAGUUGGAAAAACUCCCAAACCAGAGAUGAAGAGAAUUCUUGAAGAAAUUGACAACAUAAAGACCAAGGGGAAAGAGGCUCCUUUUCAGCACUUUGAUCCUUCAAUUCUUUUCCCCAAAUCUCGGGACUACUGGACCUACCAUGGUUCGUUCACUACACCCCCAUGUGAGGAGUGUAUCACUUGGAUUCUCUUGAGGGAGCCGAUUGAAGUCAGCUCAGACCAGAUGGCGAAGCUCCGUACCCUUUCCAAGAGUGGUGAGAACGAACCUGUGAAGCCACUGGUUGAUAACUGGCGCCCACUUCAGCCUUUGAAGGGCAGGAUAGUGAGAGCCUCGUUCAAAUGAAGUCUCAAGUCUCACUCUGCUGAACCCGAGUGAGAAAAUCCCUGCAUCCCAAAGUGUAGCUAGCUUUUGCUGUCUACUGCUUUUCCUCUGGAUCCAGAUCUGUGUUUCUCAGCUUGAAAUUCUGAGUGGUAAAACUGAAUCUGAUUUUGAAAGCAGAAAAAAUACUGUAUGCGAAUACUAACCUUAAUAAGGAAAUGUGAGAUAUACAUGAUUCUUGACCACAAAUGCCUCAGCAUUUGUGAUACAGUCACUCCCCUGCCAUGUGGUCUUGGAAGAAAAAUGGGCUCAGUUUCAAUAUUUAAAAUGAACUUCAAAGGUAAUGUAGUAAAGGCAGAAAAAUGAACCAGUAGUUCAGGAAAGCAGAAAUAACAGUGGGUCAAUAGUACAUGAACAGGACGUAAAAUGGCUGCUCCUACAGCAUCCCUAGUAGUGAUCUUCCUCAGAUAUCCCACCUCCACUGCGAACAUCCAAAGAAUAAGUUUGUCUUUAACAUACCAGAUUUUUCCUUCCCUCUCUUGUUCAUAGUUUGUUAUCCAAGAUUAUAUUAGUAUUCUGGGGAUACACUCAGGCAUACUCAGCUUCUGUGUGUGAAGAAGAAAAGAUACCUUGCUGUCCUUUCAGCAUUUGCUGUCUUUGCCAUGUCCUGCUGCUGCCUAUUGAUCUUUUCUUCUUUAACUGCUGCUGUUACUUCACCCAUCCAGCUGUAGAGUGCUGCUGGUGUCGUGUUGCCUUGUAUUUAGUAUAGCAGCUUUAGUAUUGCUGAGGGGGAAGUGCCUUCUUCUCUUGCUCUGUUACCUCCCAGGAUGAUGGAUUUUUAGUUUUGAUGCUCUGCCUGUUUUUUUUAUUUUUGACACCUUAGUCUGCAUAUUAAUGAUUUCACCUAUUAGGGAUUUUGUUGCAUAAGGAGAAGGUCUUUGUAGAUGACUCAUAAGCAUCAUUUGUCUUCCCCACUACUGAAAAAUCCAGGUUAAGUCACCUAAGUGUUUAUUUAUUGUAACUCUGUGUAAUCAAGAGACUCUGAAGUGGAGUCUGUUUAGCUCUGUUACUUUCUGGGGAGACACAUCAGCUCGCAUAUAUGAUCCGAGCAAGGAAUCACUGGCAGACAGGAAAUUCUAAAUCAUCUUCCCCUGUCCUUCAUCAUGUAAACUUUAUCCUUUCAGCAUGCUUCUUAAACAGCAUAACACAAGUACCGUCUAGGUUGAACCCACAUGCAGACUAUGUGAGUAAAGAUCUGUUACGUUAUAUUCACCAUCAGGGUGUAUUCAGUAUUGUACAUACAGGAGAUUGGGUGCUCAGAGGUGGUGCGUAAAGCCUCCUGUAAAUGAAGCUUCUGGAUUCUCGGUAUUCCUCUAACUCAGUAGGUGGCAGAGGGCAUUCUUCUGGAGAUGUUGCCACAAACAUGUUCACAGCAACAUUUAUAAGGAGUAUGUCAAAGUCUGAAAAAAGGAGGGUUACAAAUGGCUAGAAUAGGCAUCUCCCAGUUCUCCUUCACUAUUUCACUCUUCACCGUUACUAGAAAAAUGGUGUUCCAACAGCGAAGUCACGAAUAGGCAACAUUGGACAAAUUCUGCUGUUAUUACCAGCACAAUUCAGUGAGAAUUCAGGAAUGAAAUGAGGGCAGAGUUUGAUCUUUGGAUUCAUUUAGAAACAUUCGAAGAAUUGCUGAAUUCCCAUUGAGAAUUAAUAUUUCAGUUUAUUAGAAGUGUAUUUUGCUUAGUAUAAACCAGUUUCAUUUUAAAAACCAAGUUCAUGUCAGCAGAAACUAAAGUAUUGAUUGAAUCCUGUUUACAAAUGUUUUGGCAUUGGCUUAAUCUUAUCAGAAGAUCAGCUUUUGAUAUUACGAGUGCAGUACUUGGAACAGUAUUGAUUUUAAGAGUCUCUUGGAUCUUCUUUAAACUCCUGAAUCUGUACAUCUUCUCAACACAUAAAAAUGUUUCUACAGAAAGUUCAUAAGCAACAUUUUUUUCUACUGUACUAUGUCUUACAUGUAAAAUUUCUUCUCAUAUCCAUAUGCAGUUGGUCUUGGUGUUGAGAAAAUUUCAACACAAAUAACUGAGACAAGAGUUCGAGCCUUUCUACUUAAAAGCCAUUGACUGUGAUGUUUUAAUCUCUUGUUACUGGGGCAAUAAAACAAGAUUAGUUGCCUGCACUUGAAAUAACAGCUUUUGUGUCUUCAGAGAACCAAUAAAUCGACUUACAUAAAAAAUUGAUUUCGGGUUUUAUUUCUAAUGCUGAGUGGUGAUUAAAAGUAACGACUUACUAGAAAACCUUGCUACUCUUUUCUUUGAUACAUAUGCUUGUAAUGCAAGGGUGGACAGACACUCUAGUAAUCACCUUUUAGAUGUUAGAGUUUAGUUUAAUAUCUCAUCCUGGUUUCUCUGUAUCCAAUCAAAUAGAUCCUCAAAAAUAUGAGACAUCAGAACAGUAUCAUUUGUCUUCUGUUCUCAGGUACAAAAAAAAGUGUUUAUUUCUUGCCUGGACACAAACAUUCUCUUACGUCUUCCCAAAAUUCACACAUUCAUGUCUGAUCUUGAAUAUCACUAACUUGGAUAUGAAUUUUGGUUUCUUGCAAGAAGCACAUGGAUCAGUUAGCUGAAGAGUUAGAUAAUUCUGAAAUUUCCUGAUUGAUUUAUACUUUUUAAGCAUACAAAUUAGAUUUGUUAAAGUGAAAUAAUAUCUUAAUUGCCCAGAAAAUCAGACACUGAGUGCACUUUGCUUUAUUUGCAUUUGCAUGUUUCCUCUGCUGCUUUUGAAAGGCAGAAUAGGCAGAAGUAUAUCAACUACUGACAGAGUAGUUUUGGUUCCAACAGCAAACCCAUGCUUUCUAUGUUGGCAGAAAGGAAAAUGCAGUCCGAAAUUUGUAUUAUUCCCUCAUGCGUUUGCUCUGAUUCCAUUCUGUCUUCAAACUAUUACUACACAAAACCAUCGACCUCAUUGCAAAUAUGCUUUACACUUUUGAUUAUCUCUUGAAGAUUAAAGCAUACGUAGUUUUGUUCCAUUGCCUUUCUCUCUUUGAUGAAUAGUGUAGCUUAGUAUUGAUUACCUUGGUAACAAACUAAGGAUAUAUUAUGUGGACUCUAAUCCUGCUGCCUCAUCUAAAUAGAGAAAAAGCCUCUGGGCACUGAUGAAUUAAAAAAAGUAAAAAUUACCCUAAUCAUUGUGGUGCACUAAAUCCUUGACUACUUCCAUGUAUAUAAUGUAUAUAUUAAUUUCAGCAGGACAGGCAAUUGAUUGAAAUGAAUUACCACCUAUUAGGUUUUGACAGACACUGAAACUCUCGCAGCUUCCCACACUUCACAAGAGCACUCACUAGAAAAUUAAAAGCUUAUUCCUACAGUUUCGAAGCUUUUUUAUUAACUGAAACAAGUUUUCCACCAGCUGUGGCCAUCUUUCAGUCAGGUGUAAAUUCAUAACUGAACUGUGAAUUCCUGGUAUGGCCCUCAGUAUACAACCAGCUAUGGUUAUGCAUUUCUACUACAAAAUGAAAAGAAUUAUGUAUUAUUUUUACUGUACCUUGAAGAAUGAGUCUCCUGGAUCUGCUUGCAGGUGUUUAGUUGCUGAGUAAUCAGAGUUAAAGAAUGUUCAUAUUGUCAGUGAGUUUAGCAAAAUAAACCAGUAUUUCUUCCUGAGGCAUGUUGUCCCAUGCCUCAGCAAUGAAGCAGCUAUACAGUGUGUGUUCCACCUCCUCUAUCUGCCUUUCAUUUCAAUGAAUUCUGGUAUUUGUCUUUGUCAGUAUUGCAGCACAAAGCAUGUAUUCAGGAAUUAUUUUAUUUCCAAAACAAAGAAUUUAAUAGAACAUAUAAUAACAUCUUCCCAAAUAAAGAGUACAGCUAAUGACGAAUUACA
Molecule: messenger RNA, 4712 nt
Organism: Harpia harpyja (harpy eagle)
Lineage: Eukaryota; Metazoa; Chordata; Aves; Accipitriformes; Accipitridae
Product: carbonic anhydrase 3-like
Exons: 7
Coding region: 78-866 (262 amino acids)
Cellular component (GO): cytoplasm
Molecular function (GO): zinc ion binding; carbonate dehydratase activity
Source: RefSeq, a predicted model, not a curated record